Molecule: messenger RNA, 1419 nt
Organism: Penicillium macrosclerotiorum
Lineage: Eukaryota; Fungi; Ascomycota; Eurotiomycetes; Eurotiales; Aspergillaceae
Gene: glr1
Product: glutathione-disulfide reductase GLR1
Exons: 3
Coding region: 1-1419 (472 amino acids)
Biological process (GO): glutathione metabolic process; cellular response to oxidative stress; cell redox homeostasis
Cellular component (GO): cytosol; mitochondrion
Molecular function (GO): glutathione-disulfide reductase (NADPH) activity; flavin adenine dinucleotide binding; NADP binding
Source: RefSeq, a predicted model, not a curated record
AUGGCUCCAGUUGAGGUUCAACAAUUUGAUUAUAUUGUCCUGGGUGGUGGUAGUGGAGGCAGUGGCAGCGCUCGCCGCGCCGCGGGCUGGUAUGGCAAGAAAACCCUUAUUGUUGAGAGCGGACGGUCCGGUGGUACUUGCGUGAAUGUUGGAUGUGUCCCCAAAAAAAUGACCUGGAACUUUGCGACAAUCCAAGAAACCCUCGAGGCCGGCAAACACUACGGUUACGAUAUCCCCGAGAACAUCAAGGUUGACUACACCCACUUCAAGAACACCCGCGAUGCCGUCAUUAAGAACCUGAACGGCGCUUAUGAGCGCAACUGGAACCGUGAAGGCAUUGAUCUCGUCCACGGCCGCGCCCGCUUCGUCGAGCCCAAGGUCAUCGAGGUGACCCUUGCUGAAGGUGGCACUGCUCGCUACACCGCGCCGCACAUUCUGAUUGCUACCGGCGGCCGGCCCAAUCUCCCUACCGUGCCCGGCGCCGAGCACGGAAUCACCAGCGACGGCUUCUUUGAGCUGGAGGAGCUUCCCCCCAAGGUCGCUGUUGUCGGUGCUGGCUAUAUUGCCGUCGAAUUGGCUGGUGUGAUGAACGCUUCCAAUGUCGAGACCCAUAUGUUCAUCCGUGGUGAACAUUUCCUCCGCAAGUUCGACCCCAUGAUUCAGAAGACUAUGACUGAUCGGUACGAGGCCGCCGGUGUCAAGCUUCAUCGCAAGCACCCCGGCUUCAAGGAGAUCCAGCUCAUUCGUGACGGCAAGGGCAAGGACAGACUGAUCAAGUUGAUUGGCAACGACGGCUCCGAGCUUGAAGUUAAUGAACUUCUCUGGGCUGUGGGCCGCGCCCCUGAGGUUGAGGACCUGCAACUGGAUAUUCCCGGUAUCAAGCUGAACCCUAGCGGUCACGUCAUCGUUGAUGAGUACCAGAACACUACCGUUGAGGGCGUCUAUGCCCUUGGCGAUGUCACCGGCCAGGCCGAACUGACCCCAGUUGCCAUUGCCGCUGGUCGCCAACUUGGAAGCCGCCUCUUCGGCCCUCCUGAGCUCAAGACCGCCAAGCUUUCAUACGAGAACAUCCCUACCGUCGUUUUCUCCCAUCCGGAAGUCGGCUCGAUUGGUCUCACCGAGCCCGAGGCUCGCCAGCAGUACGGCGACGACAAGAUCAAGGUAUACCACACCAAGUUCACCGCCAUGUACUACAGCGUCAUGCCGGCCGAUGAAAAGGCCAAGAACCCGACUGAGAUGAAGAUCAUCUGCGCCGGUCCCCAAGAGAAGGUUGUCGGUUUGCACAUCCUUGGUCUCGGAGUCGGCGAGAUGCUCCAGGGCUUCGGUGUUGCUGUGAAGAUGGGUGCUACCAAGCAGGACUUUGAUAGCUGUGUCGCUAUUCACCCGACUAGCGCCGAAGAGCUUGUUACCAUGCGGUAG